AUGGGCCUCUUCCAGUCGAAGCCAAAAGCUGCAUGCCUGCUCGACAUCGACGGGACGCUGGCCCUCACGGACCCGCUCUACGUCAAGGCCUUUCAAGAUUUGAUGGCCGCCGAAGGCGUCAGUGGAGUCGACGAGGCCUGGUUCGCGGAGCACGUGGCGGGCAAGGUCGAUUCCGUGGUGUUCAAGAACGUGCUGCCCGGCGCGGUGGACGACGGCCGCGCGAACGCGGCCUCCAAGGAGAAGGACCGGCUCUUCUGCGCGCGCGUCGCCAGCGACGGCUGCGACAUCGUCCCCGGGCUAUCGUCCUUUUUCACCACGUGCCGCGCCGAGAAUAUCCCAUGCUGCGCGGUGUCGAACGCGCAGCGCGGCGGCUGCGAGGCUGUAUUAAAGCACGUCAAGGCGCACUGCCCCGACGCGUCUUCAGCAAUACGCGACCUAGUCGUCGGCGCCGAGUGCGCGCGGGCGAAGCCGCAUCCCGACCCCUAUAUCGAGGGGGCAUCAAGGGUGGGCCUGCCGCCAUCGCGCUGUAUCGUUUUUGAAGAUUCGCGCACGGGCAUCAAGGCGGGCGUCGCCGCGGGCUGCGUCGUCGUGGGCCUCACGACGUCGAUGACCGCGAGCGCGAUGCGCGAGGCGGGCUGCGCCGCGACGGUGCGCGACUGGUCCGAGGUGACGGCGGAGUUCCUCCAGGGGCUCCUGGCCUAA
Molecule: messenger RNA, 702 nt
Organism: Pelagomonas calceolata
Lineage: Eukaryota; Pelagophyceae; Pelagomonadales; Pelagomonadaceae
Source: the annotation of a GenBank genome assembly